Messenger RNA from Ixodes scapularis (black-legged tick), 5194 nucleotides. Its product is annotated as probable inactive leucine-rich repeat receptor-like protein kinase At3g03770. Bases 316 to 2670 code for a protein of 784 amino acids. The transcript has 15 exons. Gene Ontology annotation, molecular function: ATP binding; protein kinase activity; protein binding. The record is from RefSeq and is a predicted model, not a curated record. Gene Ontology annotation, biological process: signal transduction; protein phosphorylation. NCBI's taxonomy places the organism in Eukaryota, Metazoa, Arthropoda, Arachnida, Ixodida, Ixodidae.
ACCGAUCCACAUCCAAAUCCGAAGAUAUUUGAGGCUUUGAGGAAAGACGGAAAACUUUCAGUAGAAAAAAACAAAAUAAAGGAAACAGUGGUGACAGUGGCGUGAACUUGUUUCACAACGUUAGUCAAGAGCACUGUGCUGACAGAAGCAACUGAACAUCAACAAGGAAGUCUCUGUCAUGUCCUUGCGGUUCCACUGCCCUGAUUGAAUGCGCUCAACCUUCUGCUGUCGAGUGAGGUGUUGGCAAUCGGCGAGUGCGAGUCUCCGAAAGUGGUCGUCGUUAUCGUCGUCGUGCUGAGGACGACGGCAGUCGCGAUGAGUGCGAGUUUCACGAAGCGCGGAAUGGCCUCGCCUUCGGCUGGCUACAAACAGGCCAGGUAUAUCUAUGAGCUCCCCUUCCAGGCACGAGACAAGCUGUGCAAACUGCUGGAUGCCGGCGGACGAUGGAAGGAGCUCGGUUUCAACUUCAUGAACAUGGACCACAUUGCUGUGAGCCUGAUGGAACAAGCAGUGCUCAGGAAAGCGAGCCCAACAGACGAACUGCUGCACAAGUGGGGCGAAAAAAAUGGCACCAUCAACCAGCUGUUUGUGUACCUCUACAAAAUGAAGCACAUGCAGGCAAUGCUCAUCAUCAAAGAUUUUGUGAAUCCCAAGUACCACUCUUUGCUGGAGAGGCAGCAGACCACUGAGUUGGAUAGUGCACUCCUCUGCAGCAGCAGCUUUUCUGUGCACUCGUCCCGUUUCCCAGAGUGUAGUGCUCCGCCACAGUCUUCCAUGGGAGCCGCCGCUUACAACAAGAAGCUCUAUCCAGAGGACUGCAACAUGAACUUCAAUGAGAGCUACCUGCAGGGCAAGGUUGACAGCGGCAAAGUCAAGAUGCUGAGUUCGGGCUUGCCAGGCAAGAGCAACAGAAGUCGACAGCUUGCUCCCCAGAAUAACCUCCCGUCUGUGAGCAACAACUGCUUUGUCAAUGUGAACAACCUGUACCCCGACCUGCCGAGGUUGCCAGCCACCAGUAACAGAGACUCCAGCAGUUCCGAGGGAAAAGUGCAAAACAUUGGCAGCAAGAAACCCAACAUCACUCCCGACAGUCCUCAGAGGAGUACAGUCGUCGGUGCAAAGAGAGAUUCUGGCGAGGUGCAGCCGAUAGUCAACACUAUAUCGUACAAAGAACUCCUCUCGGCCACCGAGGGUUUCCUUGAGAGCAACAUUCUGGGCAGAGGCGGAUUUGGCACGGUGUACAAGGGCUGCUGGAAGGACACUACAGUUGCCAUCAAAAGGUUGCACCUGAAAGAGAAGGAUGCCGACAUCAGACAGGACCAGAACCUAAAGCAGUCGCUGACCGAACUGAAGGUCUUGCAGAGCUUUCGCAUUGACAACAUCCUACCCCUGUACGGUGUUUCCCUGGAUGGCCCCGAACCUUGUCUUGUGUACCAGUACAUGAAGAAUGGAUCCCUCGAAGACAGGCUACGCUGCAAGCAUAAGACGCCUCCUCUGAACUGGACCCAGCGGAAUGUGAUUGCCAAGGGCACAGCAAGGGGCCUCUAUUUUCUGCACACAAGCAUCAAGGGCCAGCCCCUCAUUCAUGGAGACAUCAAAAGUGCCAACAUCCUGCUUGACUGCAACCUGGAGCCCAAGAUUGGGGACUUUGGCCUGACGCGAGAGGGGCCGCCGACCGAGCUGACGCACAUUGUUGUGUCGCAUGUGCACGGCACCAAGUACUACCUGCCCCACGAAUACCUGAAAAGCCGGCAGCUCUCUACAAAGGUGGACAUCUACAGCUACGGCAUUGUCCUUCUGGAGCUGGCCACAAGCAAGCAUGUGUUCGAUAAGCGACGCAAGUCGAAAGCUCUGAUUGAUCAUGUAGCAGACUGUGCCCGAAGUAACCAGCUAGACUCGCUGAGAGAUGUGGGUGCCGGUGACGAAAACUCGGUUGUCUUUCACCUGCUGAUUCACCUCGGACAGAAGUGCUCCAGCCCAGAGAGGAAAGAGAGGCCCGAAAUGGAAGAGGUUUUGCAGCAGUUCCGAGAAAAUCCAACAGAGGCUGUCAGACGGCUGUCCCAGUGCACCUUCCCACCGUCCCAGCCAGGCAGCCAGAGCCCGUCGCCCCUGGACAUCCAGCUGUGGUACGACAUCCGGCAGGCAGCCAUGCAGUCCACCAGGCCCACCUUCCUGACACCCAACACCGCCCCUUUGUCGACGACGCCCACUGUGCUGCCCACCAGCCCGAGGCUCUCGCCGACAUUACCCGGCAGAAUGGCCCCACCUCCGUCGCCGUCGGGAGCGGCACCGUCGGCAGUGGCACCAUCGACCGCGGUACCGUCAGCAUCGUUGGCGUCGAUGCCCCCAACCACAGAAAGACCCAUCGUCCCCCUCGCCAUUCCCGAAACCUUGCAUUGCCCCCGAAAAAUGACUCCACCGGGCUUCCUCUUGCCUCGAAUUUCCGAGCUGGGAGUCUCCUUCAACUCGGAGGAGCACGAAAGCAAACGGGUGGAGCAUUCUCGCACCAGCGAGCUGAGCGGCAUGAACUCGGACGGGGCCGAGAGCGACGACAGCGCGGCGGAUGACAGCGGAAAGGUUUUCUCGGAUCCAAGGUUGCUCAAGAGCUCUCUCCAACUGCCGGACCUGGACCACCUCGAAAUAAGUUCGGUCGAGCUCUUGGAAGAUUGACGCUUCGUGUUUGGGACUGUGCAAUCGAGGUGGCACUGCCGCGAUCUGACAUCGACCGUACGGUGUCGCGGCGCUAAGUGCGAGCGUCUUGCCGACGAGGCUCAGAGCCCCGCAAUAAGUCGUACGUGCAUCUGCCAAAAGAAAAUGCUCUCUUUCUCGAUAAUUUGCGCUCAGUAUACUCCCGUCAUAAAAGGCACGCGGCAAAUGAGUACGUAAAUUUAUCCGAGCGUCGUUGUAACCACUAAUCCAUUCAUUCAAGCUCUCAAUUGAAAGUGUGCUUCCCAUUGAUGCAACUGCUACGGUCAUUCGAGACUUCAGGUUAGUCGCCCCGUUUUACGAGUCGCGACGUCGCUGCAUGCACCAUCUCGGGAGUUAUUGUAAGAGACACGGGCACGAGUGCCUGGCUCUACAGAGUGUGUGCACAAGGUCUCGCUCGAGGGAAGUGCCAUGUUGUCGCGUUUUCGUCUAAUUGGGCCACACUACAAGUUGUGAGGGAGAAUAUACCUACGAAUAUAGAAGAGACAGAUGGAACGAAAACGGCAGGGACCGUCUUUUGAACGCCCGGCUUCCAGCCUGCCAUUCCAGCCUGCGCUUCGUGCCUCGCGUCGUGCUUUGGCUGCGCACGUGCUUGAGGCCCACGAGACGUUGAAGCGUUGUCGAAGGUGGGAAGCUCACGCUGGAUGGAGGCGGCACGACUGAAGCUCUCCCCUGCCAUUCUCGCCUAGUCAGCGACUACAGCUUGGCUGUCUGCACAAGCGCUCGUACAACGCCAGCACCAUUUUGAGCCAAUGCUCAUGUGCCUGUCACAACGCCGCAUAAUAGUAUGUGCAAAGUUGAAUAUAAAAAUAUUUAGGUUUAAGAUAUAUAGUCAUAUGCUACUAAUGCAUAUAUAUGCCUGAAGUGCAAAGCACAUCUCUACUUUCUGUGAUAACAGAGUUGUAUAAGUACUACUAUAUACUAUUAAAUGUUACGCAGUGCCUUGGGCUUUGUCCUACUAUUGCUGUCCCGCAAUAAUCGCUCAAUAAAUGUUUUAUAACUGGAAAGUUUGAUGGCACAGGAAACUCCCGUUUUUUCUUCCCUGUGCUAGCACUUUGCCGAUGCAACGGUGGUGCUAUAGCCAUAGGUAAUGGUGCUGGUAGUAUCUCCCGCUUUCCCACUUAAUUAUAUUUUUAGUUGCUUGCUUGGGGAUGUUUCUUCCAGACAGCAUGUUCUUCGGAAGAACGACAGAAUAGGUGCCAAGACUGCGCUCGAGCGAGCCAAUUCUUUUAUUUUGAAUAACAAAUUUAAAUUUGGAGCAAUAGUAGUAUUCUGGAGCAACUGUUAAAGAGACAUAUCCUCUGAAAGGAAAGCACUAAGUAGUACUCUAUUGGAGGGUGACUCGUACCAUUCAGUUGAACUGCCGCUUGGGGAAAUCUUCUACACGAGACAUUAAUGAAUGGCCAAGAUGGCAGCAGCUGGCGAGGGCUGUUAGUGCUUUGAGCAAUUCCAGAUAAUUACGAGGAAAGUUAAUGCACUCGGUCAAUGUGCGACCAUUUAUUUUGGCUGCAUCAUCUCAUUUGCCUUUCGGAACAGUGACUUGGAAGCAUGUGUGGCACUCUUGCAUAUGCACAUAUUCAGAGGGUUUUUCGCAUGGUCAGAAAUCUUGCAACCCGUUUCGCAGAGUUUUUCUCCUUGGCUUUCUAGUUCUACACUAUAAAAAAAUUAUUGGUCAGUCUUAAGACUACACAGUGGAUAUUAAAUCCAGCCCUUUUGUAGAAAGAGCUUCACCCUUUAAUAAAUUAACUGUAAACAGGUACACAUUUUUUUUUUUCGUCAACUGGCGCAGUGGCAUAUGCCUACACCAAGACCGACGACCGGAUGACAACGAACAGGAGGAAAGCCUCCUUUGGACGCUCCUGAUGUACGGUGUGUGCGACACCGGGGCCCGUCUCACAAUCUUACAUUUCUUGUGGCAUGGACCACCCCACAUUCCGACACCCGCCAGACUUCGUCCCCCCUUUGCGAGUUUGUACAUGAAGCCGGCAUGAUGGGCAAGAUGUGAUAGCCCUUUCCUCUCCACCCUUCCCAACAUUGGGCCAUAGGGCCAUCCUCGUGGCAUAUAUUCUUUCUCUCUUUUUGUCACAAAAUACACACGUGUCUGUCCUAAUUGAUGCCGAAUGGGUAGGGAAAAACUGGAGCAUAAUGCUCUUGCAUACAUCUUUUUUUUUUUUUUAUGUGAAAGCAUUAGUUGUUUUAUGGAGAGAGUUGAACGUCAUCAGCUUUGAAACCAUGCGCAACGGCACCUUAAUGAAACCACGCGCGAAGCUAGCCAAUAGCACCUUUUACACUUCAGACCCAUUGGCUGGCGCGCGUCGAGGAGGCUCUCAUUGGCCACUGCGCAUCGGUUUGUGUGGCAUCAUCUUGACUGUGUUAUCACACUGUUGUGUUAUCGCUGCGUUUGCUCGCCUUUUAUUGGUUGUACGCGUGGCAAUGUGGCAAUAUAUACGGCGCAUGGAAUAAACUAAGGGGUUCGUUCUGCUGGAAA